This is a messenger RNA of Racocetra persica, 225 nucleotides long. The record is from the annotation of a GenBank genome assembly. Lineage: Eukaryota; Fungi; Glomeromycota; Glomeromycetes; Diversisporales; Gigasporaceae.
GGAGUUGAUGAAAACCUAUAUUCUGAGGAUCUUUAUAUAGAUCCCAAAGUUCUAGUAGACAAUACUGUUAAUAAUCAGGAAGUUAAUAAUAUUAAGAACCUUAAUAACCAAGAGGUUCCAAAUUAUGUUAAGAGUCUUGAUUCAGAGGAAGAUGAAUUAGAUCAUUUUAAAAUUCCUGCUGAGAUUCCAAAGGAUGAAUAUGAUUUCUUAAAUUUUUCUGACUGA